AUGGGAUUGGCUCUUGACAUCACUAGAGCAAGACGAAAUACAGAUAGAAAUUUCUCUUUGUUUUCUUUUCUUUUUCUUUCUUUUUUUUUCUUUACCAAUUUUUUUUUUCUUUUUUUUUUUUUCUUGCAGAUUAUCUUCUUGGCUCUGAUCUCGUCAUUGAUCGCCUCGUCCUUCGCUGGCCAUUAUGAGGAGGAUCAUGGUGAUUCGACUUACGAAGAAAAAUCUAAACCAGUGGAAAUACCGAUUUAUAAAAAAUAUGCUAUUCCAAUACCGCAUCCUGUACCAGUAGAAAUCCCUCAAGAAAUCAAAGUACCUAUACCCCAACCUUAUAAAGUUCCAGUUGAAAUUCCUCAACCUUAUCCCGUUGAAGUUGUCAAACAUGUUGAAGUACCUGUUGAAAAACCAGAACCAUAUGUUGUUGAAAAACACGUCCCUUACGUCGUGGAAAAGCCGUAUCCAGUUUACGUUGAGAAGAAAUUUCCGGUUCCCGUGGCGAAACCAUAUCCCGUCCACGUUCCAAUCUACAAACACGUUUUCCACCACACAUCGAAGAGCAAGGGAUGGCAUUAA
Vespa mandarinia (Asian giant hornet) is the source of this 570-nucleotide messenger RNA. RefSeq lists its product as uncharacterized. The record is from RefSeq and is a predicted model, not a curated record. NCBI's taxonomy places the organism in Eukaryota, Metazoa, Arthropoda, Insecta, Hymenoptera, Vespidae.